This is a messenger RNA of Adineta steineri, 4332 nucleotides long. NCBI's taxonomy places the organism in Eukaryota, Metazoa, Rotifera, Eurotatoria, Adinetida, Adinetidae. The record is from the annotation of a GenBank genome assembly.
AUGUCCGAAGCAGAUCUUCUUCAACCAGGAAACAUCGUUCGAGAACGAUGGAAAGUUAAUACUAAAAUUGGUGGUGGUGGCUUUGGUCAGAUCUAUGAAGCCUAUGAUCUUGUUACCAAAGAGAAUGUUGCACUUAAACUUGAAUCAGCAAAACAAGCUAAACAAGUACUUAAAAUGGAAGUCACAGUUUUACGUCGUUUACAAGGAAAAGAUCAUGUAUGCAAAUUUUUGGGUGGUGGAACAAAUGAGUUAUAUAAUUACGUUGUUAUGACUUUGCAAGGAAAAAAUCUAGCUGAAUUACGUCGUAGUCAAACACGACAAUGUUUUAGUUUAUCAACAUCAUUACGUAUUAGUUUACAAAUUCUUCAAGCUAUUGAAUCAAUACAUUCAAUAGGUUUUUUGCAUCGUGAUGUUAAACCAUCAAAUUUUUCCAUGGGACGAUUACCCACAACUUGUCGUAAAGUAUUUAUGUUAGAUUUUGGUUUAGCAAGAAAAUAUACAAAUGCUGAAGGAAGUGUUCGAGCAGCAAGACCACAAGCAGGCUUUCGUGGAACUGUAAGAUAUGCUUCAAUAAAUGCACAUAAAAAUAAGGAAAUGGGUCGACAUGAUGAUUUAUGGAGUUUAUUUUAUAUGCUUAUUGAAUUUAUUACAGGACAACUACCAUGGAGAAGAAUUAAAGAUAAAGAACAAGUUGGACAAAUGAAAGAAAAAUAUGAUCAUACAAAUUUUCUCAAAAGUCUUCCAUCAGAAUUUAAACAAUUUGUUGAACAUGUACAAGAAUUACGCUAUGAAGAUAAACCAGAUUAUGAUUUAUUGCAAAGUUUAUUUCGUACAUCAAUAGCACGACGUGGUUAUAAAGAUUCAGAUUUAUAUGAUUGGGAAAAAGAAACAAAUGGUAUUGAUGAUGAAUCUUUAACACCAAACUCAGGUAUACAUCAUAAUCAACCACAAACACAUACACAACAAGCUGUUUUAACUAGUAUCAAUAAUAAAAUGACAAUGGAUAUGACAAAAGCUGUUAUGACAGCUCAACCAGGUGGUGUAAGUACAACAAUGACUGCACGUCAACAAGCUACAGAUGCAGAUACACUUGAUGAACGUUGGAAACAAUCAUCAAAUGGUGGAGGUGGAGGAAGACAAAGUGGUGCUACAUCUGAUCAUUCACCAUUUUCACCACGUCGUAACAUUCCAAAAAGUCUUGAUCGAAAUUCUCGACGAACAUAUGCAUCAUCACCUACAGGACCUGCUAAUACAACUGCUCAACAAUCAGCAAAUAUGACUGAUAAAGAUCUUUCACUUUCAAAAAAACAAUCACUAUCGCAACAACGAACUCCUCUUACGACUACUCCCAUUGUUGAUAAUAAUAAUAAUAAUAGCAAUAGCAAUAAAGAUGCAUGGAAAACAGUUGUUGGUACAACAGCACCUCUAUCUGAAUUAUCUCAACGUUUAAGACGAACAACAGGAACAUCUAAAUCUAAUACUAUUGAACCAUUAACACCAACAAGUAAAUUUCCUACUGGAAAAUCCACAGGUAAAGAAGAUUCACCAGCAAGUGUCUCAUAUUCUGAUUCGGGUAAACCAAGAACUGGUAAUGCUCUAUCACAACUUAAUCGUUCUCAUCAAAUGAAAAGUACCGAACGUCUUAAUGAAUAUCAACAAAUACCACAAAAUGGUUCAUCAUUAUUAGGAAAUAUAGAUGAUACACCAUCACCAGGAACAAAUCAAAUUGCUAAUGUUAUGUAUACAUCUGUCGGUGGUACAGAACAUGGUAAACCACCAAAAACACCACGUUCUACUCGAACAACAAAUAGUCGUAGUGAUGCUGUCGGACCUCCAAGACCACCAACAGCACGUGGUGGUGAUAGUGAAGCUGUUUCUAUACCAGCUGCAACAUAUGCAAUGAAACUUGGACCUCAAACAAUUAUAUCACAAUGGAUGAUAUCAUUAGAUGAUAAUCUUGAUGAUGAAGGUAGUGAUAAUCAACAUAGUGCGAAAUGGGAAGAUGCACAAGAAAAAUUGCAAAGUACAGCACAAGAUCCAUCUCAAUAUCAUGCAGCUCAAGUUCCACCAUCAUCAUUAUUACCUACAGCGAAUAUUGUAUCCUCAUCAUCACCACCUCCAUCAUCAUCACCUCCUGUGAAUAAUCCUCUUUCUCCGUCUACAAUGAACAGUCAACAACUACCACAUACAACAACUUCAACGAUGCCUACCAAUAAUAUUCAACAAAUACCAUCAUCACCAUCAUCGACUCCUAUAGCCUAUGCUACUAUGUUGAACAGUAACGGUUCGGGUUUAAGCAUGGUAACAAAUAACAAUGUAUUAACAACAACUACAACAAGCAUUAUUAAUGGUGGUCGUCAACAACAAUAUCAUCGGCCAUUGUUAAGACCUGAUGAAAUUUCAAACACUGGCACAUUGAACAGUUAUGAUGGCAAAGAAAAUAAACAAAAAGAAUCAGUUGUCCGUCCAAAUGAACAACCAUUAUCAGAAAGUCUUCCAUAUGAAAACUACCGAACUACAACUAUUCCUACAUCCACAUCUCGUCCAACAACUACAACAACACAUGAUGGUACAACAAAUUUAUAUCCUCAUCCUUCACAAAAUACAAUAUCAACUCGUAAUAAUAAUAAUAAUAAUACUAAUUCGGCCGGUGCUAAUCGAUUGUCAGAUGAUGAAUAUGAACGCGAAGAAGUUGAAGGUGAUGAAGAACGUGAUAAUGAACAUGAAGAUGAUGAUAAUGAUGUUGAAAAACGACUACAACGAUUAACAAGAAAAGAAAAUGGACAAACAUAUUCUCAAACAAGUAUGCUCCCUACUAUAAUGGCUGAUAAUUUUUCUAGAAAUAAUAUACCUUCAUCUUCAUUUGUUGAUACUUCUGUGCGACCUAGCCCUAGUUCUUCAACAAUAUUGAUGAUGAUGAAAGGAGGAAAUGGAAAUUCAGGAUCAGGAAGUAAUUUAGGAAAUACUCAACAACAAUCUCAACAAGUAAGAAAUGGAAAAACAGUUUAUGAAUCUCGUAAUAAUGGUGCAUCAUCGUCUGCACGACCUGCAUCAUCUGUAUCAACAAGUUCUUCAUCUUCAUCACAUGUUGAUGAAUAUCAACAGCAACAACAACAGCAACAACAACAACAACGACAGCAACAGCAACAACAGCAGCAACAACAACAACAACAGCAUCAUCAUCAUAUAAGACCUCGAGGAUAUAAUUUUGUUCCAGCACCAUUCAAUGGAACACGUUUAAUAGCUAAAUCAACUGAGCAACUAAAUCGUUCGUUUGCUAAUGAUAGUCUAGUUAAAUAUUGUACACCACCAAGUACUCCACAUACAUCAAUAUUUCAAGUAACAACUAAAGAUAAUUCUCCAACAUCAAUUCUUAAACAAAAUUAUCAACAAAAAUAUAGUCAACCAUCAUCAUCAACCAUACAAAGUUCAAAUAAUAAUGAAGAUGAAGGUAGUGCUAAUGAAAAUCUGGAAGAAUCAAAAAGUGAUCCACAACGUUUUUCAAAUGGUAAUCGUAUAUCAUCAUCAUUUGAAACUCAUCGUGGUGAUGAUUUUUAUAAAAAACUAAUGUUUUAUGAAAAAAAUUCAUCAACAAAUAAUAAUAAUAAUGGCAAUGGUUUUCAUCAACCAAUAAAUUCUCCUCGUCGAACAUCAUUUCAACAAUCAUCAUUAAAUCCGUCCACAAAUAAAACAUCGAAUAAUUUUCUUAAUCGACAAGCACAACAAACACCAUCAAGACCAAAUUUUUCUGCGGCGACACCAUUUAAUAAACAAUCAACAACUACAAAUAAUCUAGUGGAUAGAAUGCAACGUAGUAAAUCUUAUAAAGAUUUAUUUGAACCACCAUCAGCUUCAUCAGCUAACGUUCAUCAUAUAUAUUAUCAACAAACAUCCGGAAAUCGAUCAGGUCAAAAUUUAAAUCCGUCCUCAGUCGUAACAUCAAAUACUACUACUAAUCUUUAUCCUUAUUAUUCAUCAUCAUUCUAUUAUCAGAAUAAUAAUAAUGGUACAAAUUCAAAUAAUUCAACUUCAAUUGUUGGUAGUAUGUUUGGUAAUUCAACUAGUAAUGGAAAUCUUGACCAACAUGCUCAUUUAAGUGGAUCAACAGAUUUUCAACGACGUGCACAGCCAUUACAACAUGCAACAUCUACGAGUAAUUUAUUACUUGAUGAUGUAUCGAGUUCAUCAACUGUCAGUCAUUUGCCAAAACCACCUCCUGGUAUACCUAAUCAGAAUGCGAGACGUCGUCGUUACAAAAUGGAUAAUUUAAGCAGUCGACAAAAAGACAAUAAUAGUCGUGAAGGUUCAUUAGAACGUUCACCUAUAACUUAA